Dromiciops gliroides (monito del monte) is the source of this 1990-nucleotide messenger RNA. It is a transcript of the gene CBLC, whose product is annotated as Cbl proto-oncogene C. Gene Ontology annotation, biological process: negative regulation of epidermal growth factor-activated receptor activity; cell surface receptor signaling pathway. NCBI's taxonomy places the organism in Eukaryota, Metazoa, Chordata, Mammalia, Microbiotheria, Microbiotheriidae. Gene Ontology annotation, molecular function: phosphotyrosine residue binding; calcium ion binding; receptor tyrosine kinase binding. Gene Ontology annotation, cellular component: membrane raft; plasma membrane. The record is from RefSeq and is a predicted model, not a curated record.
AUGGCCUCCUCAGCCCGGCCCGGCCUGACUCGGGGUCCCCGCGGGGAGCAGAAGGCCCUGACCAGGGCUGUGAGAGCCCUGGAGCAGCUGGCAUCUGUCCUGUGCCGAGCCCCCCACCUGAAUUCCAGCCCCCCCUCACUGCCUGACCUGCUCCCUCAGAUGAGUGGGCUGCUCCAACAGGUGGCAGAAGCCCGGAGGCAGGCUGGAGGGGGCCACCAGGAGUCUGGGGGGGCCGCUGACUUCCUAGCUGGCUUCCUGAGUAACCUGAGUCAGAAGGUGCAGCAGGUAGCCGCCCUCUUCCCUGCAGGGGACAAGACCUGGGAGGGUCCUAGCCACAGGAGGCAGCUGACCAAACUGACCCUCAUCUUCAGUCACAUGCUUACGGAGCUCAAAGCCCUCUUCCCUGAGGGUCACUACUGUGGACACAUUUACCAGCUUAGCAAGCCCCAGGCUCAGGAGUUCUGGAGAGAGAAUUGUGGGAAGAGGUGUGUGGUUGUGUGGGAAGAAUUUCAGAAACUUCUGAGCUCCCGGCACCCCGUGAAGCCUGGUCCUAUGGCUCAGGCCCUGAAAUCCACCAUUGACUUAACAGUCAGCGGCUACGUGUCCAUCUUUGAAUUUGAUGUCUUCACCCGCCUUUUCCAGCCCUGGUCUUCUCUGCUCAAGAACUGGACCCUGUUGGCAGUCACUCACCCUGGCUACAUGGCCUUCAUCACCUAUGCGGAGGUGAAGGCCCGCCUGCAGACCUACCUGGACAAGCCCGGCAGCUACAUCUUCCGCCUCAGCUGUACUCGUCUGGGCCAGUGGGCCAUCGGUUUUGUGAGCGAGGACGGCCGGGUCCUACAGACGAUCCCUUUGAACAGACCGCUUUUCCAAGCCCUGAGAGAAGGGCAGAAAAAAGGCUUUUACCUCUAUCCGGAUGGGAAGAAUGUGAAUCCAGACCUGUCUGAGCUGGCAGAAGUGAAGAAUCCCAGACACAUUGAGGUCUCACAGGAGGAAUUUAAGCUGUACUGCACCAUGAACUCCACCUUUGAAUUGUGCAAGAUCUGUGCUGAGCGGGACAAAGAUACCAGGCUGAAUCCCUGUGGCCACCUCCUCUGCUACGCCUGCCUGGAUAUCUGGCAGAAAUCCCCAGGCCACACCUGCCCAUUCUGCAGAUGCAUGAUUCAGGGAUGGGAACCUGUGACCAUCCAGCCUUUCCCUGGGGACUCAGGAGACCAGGAAGACAAGGAGACCUCAGAUCAGGUGGGCUCCAGGAAUUCCACUCUUGUGGCUCCACCCCUGCCCCCGAGGCCUGACCUGCCCCCAAGGAGGGAAAGGGACAGUGAACUGACCCCAGGAUCUUCUUCAUCUUUCUUGCACCUGCCAAGACUCCGGCCCCAUUCGUCUUCCCUCAGAUGGGCUCCUUUGCCACUGUUUCCUGGGACUCAUCUCAGUCCUCUGCUCAGAGUCCCGGUCAGAGCCCAACACCCAGAAAGCUCAGAGCCUCAUCCAGGAAAUGAGAGGCUUGGGCCAGAAUGAUCCCGGAGGUCCCUGCCCCCUUUACAAAUCAAUGAGUCUGUAAGCCCAGGAACCAGGCAGAAACCCGAGAGCAGGCAGGGUUCGCAGCUCAGAACCCAGCAUGAGAGAGGAAAAAUUCUCUCAGUCCAGCCAGUACACAAUGACUAAAGAAAUUCCAGAGCCCCAAACCUAGUCAGAGCCAGAGUCUAGACCUAAGUUAGAGGCCAGGAUGAACACAGAGCCCAGACAGAGACUAGAACCCAGAUAGAAUCCAUGGCCCAUACUAGAGCCCAGGGCCAGAGGCCAGGUAGAUCUCAAAGCCCACAAGACCCAGAACAUGGAGUCCAAGCAAAAUUGAGAUAGAACUCAGAGCCCAGAAAGAUCCCAGAGCCCAAAGUCCAAACGCAGCAGACUCCAGAGGACCCAGAACAGAGUCCGGAGGUCAGACAAGAACUCAGAACCUGCACUCCAGAGAGCCAACUCGCCAAAAGUC